Messenger RNA from Toxotes jaculatrix (banded archerfish), 5032 nucleotides. RefSeq names its product starch binding domain 1 (gene stbd1). Gene Ontology annotation, cellular component: membrane. The transcript has 3 exons. The record is from RefSeq and is a predicted model, not a curated record. The coding region runs from base 1 to 3411 and encodes 1136 amino acids. NCBI's taxonomy places the organism in Eukaryota, Metazoa, Chordata, Actinopteri, Toxotidae. Gene Ontology annotation, molecular function: starch binding; glycogen binding.
AUGUCGCUGAAAAAUAGCAACACCGUGGCUCUGGAGAGACGCAUGGAUCUGGCUUCGCUCUUCUGCAUGAUCGGACGGCACGGACCCGCCGUGGCUCUGGCUGUAAUAGCGAUGGUAUCAGUGCUAGCGGGUUUCAUCAUCUACCGGACCGUGAAGGGAAAGCGGAGGAAGGCCACAGCCGCUGCCUCCGCCGCUGUUUCCGCCGACAGUGACAGCAAAAGCCCCGGAGCGAAGAGAGACGCAUCGGUGACCCUACCGGGACCGGAGCCCAGCAGCCCGGAGGAAUCGCACAGCUCCGUGGAGUCAACAGAUGCGAGCGAUGAAGGUUUAUCAGAUAUGAAGGAGGAUGCUGAUCUACUUCAAACAGAUCUAAAAAUCAGGCAUCGCCGUGCCACUGCUGCUGCUGCUGCUGAGAAGAAACUUCCAUCUUUUUCUCCUCCAAACAAACACACCACUUCAGAUAACACAGAGGACAUGACAGAUGAGCAGGACUCUUACAAAGCAGCAGAGAGGUAUACAGAGGAGGCCAGUCACAACCUGCAAUCUGAUUCUUACACCGUUGCUGGAAAGGAGGUGGAGCGUGCUGGUGAUUGCCACCUUGGUGUGACAGAUGACACCGUUAAGGAUGUGAUAGAAGAGGUCAGUGGUAACGAUAGCUGCUUGAAGGAGCCUGAGCUGAUUAAUGAUCAGAGCCACAAGGAGGAGGAGGAGAAGGUGUUUAAAGCAGAAGAUCAGGGAGAUGUGAUCGUAGAAAAGGAUGUUUUAGAUGAGAAUACCAGACAAGAGAAAGAGAACUUUCAGUCUGCUUCAAACCCUCAAGUGUGCUCCGACCAGAUCUCUCUUAUGAGUGAAAAUGAUGACAGACGACAAGUUAACAAAACCACACCAGAGACAAUCCAUAAAGAUGCACCUGCCACUUGCAUCAGUAAUGGCAAAGAUGAGGAGUUUAAGGAAGAGAAUCACCAUCCAGAUAGUACUGACUACAGUAAUUACCCCAGCAAUAACCUCUCUCCAGAAGAAGAAGAGAAAAAUGAGUGUGAAGAGGCAGAAGAAGAGUGUGUAGACCAACAGCUAAUUCUUCAACAAGAUGAGACCUGGUCCUCAACAUCUGAACAAGAACCAAACCUGCAACCUUCACAGCAGGAACAGUGUGAUUACGCGACAGGCAAGGUGAAGUCAACAGUUCAGGAUAGUGAUAUGGAUGAUGACGUGGUCAAAGAAAUUAUAGAUGAAGACCACGUUCUUACGGCUGCAAAAUUCGAUACCCACCCACCACAGUCUGACAAGCAACAACUUCAGACUGAACAAAAAGAAGAAAAUGGUCUUCCAUGCUAUCAGGAGGACGGUGUUCUUCCCACUGUGGCUGAUCAAGCGAAAGAGGAAGUGCUGACUAGUGAUGAUACUGUUGCAUGUGGUGAGGAAUGUAUCAGCUCAAGUGUGGAACUCGGCCCUAAUCUGCAUUGUUUGAACGAGCCUGUAAAUGACGAUCUGUCCGGUGUCACAGCUGAUGCAAACACUCAAAUCUCAGGCAUUGAAGAUUUCGCUGACUUGUCAUUUUAUGGUAAACAGCCACAAAGUGAAGUGAAAGAUGAACAAAUCGCCGCACCUUUGGAAAAAGACACAGGUCUUACUAUUCUCGGCUCCCACUUGCCAUCUCUCGAGGAAGAAAAUCAGUGCAAUAAGAACGAAACUAGUGCAGUUGUUGUGUUGGUAGAUGGAAGUGUUGAUGUUGAUAAUAAGGCUGGUGUUGCUGCUGCUCCUGAUAUGAUUACAUGUGAUGCUCAGAACAUUAUUGCCCCUAGAAUGGAUGAAGAAAUAUCUCAUCCUCAUGUGCUGUCUUGCAACAAAGACCAACAAACGAUAAACAAUGAAGCUUUGGACAAAGCUAGUGCUGAUGCUGUUCCUGAUACUAUUGAAAAUGGAACUGCUUCUGUAACAGGAGCAGAAAUGUCUUGUUCUCACUUGCCAUCCACCUGUGAAAGCAAAAUACGUGACCAUGUGGAAAUCAGUGAAACUUUUGAGGUAACGGGGGUUAUUUCUGCUUCAGAUGCAGCUGUUUGUGAUAAUGCUAGCAUCACUACACCUGUAAUGUCUGAAGCAAUAUCUCGUCCAGACAUGUUGUCUUUCUCCCAAGACCAACUGAGUGACCAAAUGCGAAAUGAUGACGAUUUUUCUGAAUUUACCACUGGGGCUGCUCCUGUCAUGACUGAGGACCUUAACCCUCCGAUGUGUCAAAUUCACUUAACAUCUUUUGAGCAAAGUGGCCUGAGGGAUAUUGACAAGGACAGCAUGUCAUCUCCUGGUGCUGGAGAAGAGAGCGGGAUUUCGAGCAUGACGAUCAGCCCUGAUUUGCAUGAUGCUGGUAAUGAGUUUGGCAUGACCGUUGAAAAUAGGGGGCCUCCUCUCACAGAUAGUGAUCCACGGUAUGAAGAAAGGACAGAGGCUCAAAUCAGCCUCUUUGCUGAUGAUGUAGCUAUACCUGUCAUCAAUCAAAACACAGCAGGUAGGGUGUUUGGGGCUUACCCAUCACUUCUCUCCCAGCAACCCCACAGUGAGCACACAGAUGGGGCCAAGUAUGAGUCAUUUGCAGCCAAUGAGGACAUGUUUGGCCAUGAGAUUGAGGACAGUUACCACAGAGCAAUGGAGCAGUUUAUGGCACAGAUUGCAGCAAGUCCAGUGAGCUUAACUGAUGAGCUGAAAAAGCAAACAGAUGUGAAAGAUGUUGUUGAGGUUGCAGAGAUAAAGGUGUACAAGGAAAAAGCAAGUGUUGCAAAGAAAGUGGAAACAGAAGAAGAGAAGGCGAAAGAAGAUGACUUUGAAAGGACUGAAAUCAGUAUCAUGGAGGCGACAAUGGACAAUAACGAAUGGAUCACGGAUAGUAACUACCAAGUCCUUCCCUGGAUGAACAUUUCUGUCCCAUCUCUGGCCCAAGACCACACAAAACCCGAGCAGCUUCCCACUGAAGAGCGCCAGCACAUCUCUCCUCUCACAGAUGCCACCUGUAUAAAUACAGAUACCACACCUUCCACUGAAGUCAAACAAACCAGCACUCUCUCCCUUGUUGACGAAAACGCUGAGAAUAACAAAAAGGUUGCGGCUGUCCAACCCAUGUCCCAGAACGUCAAUGUGACCUUCCGCAUCCACUAUCUCACCCACUCACCAUACCAGACGGUAGCUGUCACAGGGAACCAGCAGGAGCUGGGGAAUUGGAAGGAAUUCAUCCCGCUAGAGAGGACCAAGGAUGGGCACUGGGCCACGGUGGUCAGCCUGCCCGCAGAGAGCCAUGUGGAGUGGAAGUUUGUGGUGGUGGAUAAAGGUGAGGUGUGUCGCUGGGAGGAAUGUGGCAACCGACUCCUUGAUACAGGCUUUGGAGAUGACCUGAUUGUGCACAAAUGGUGGGGAUUCUUGUAAGGGGAGUUUGAGAGGAGCUGCGGAGGUGAGAGGAAGAAUGAGAGUGACAUGUAUAGUAAGCUUUGGUACUGAAUACUGGACCAGAUAAAGUGCAAAUUUAAACUGUACAUCCCAUCACAAGACUCGAAUGAUGAUGCAGUAGAGUUAAAUAUGAUAUAGUAAAAUAUGAUGUACUAUAUCAAUACAUUAAAAGAUGUCUGCAGGUCUAUGUUAAAACUGGGCUAAGUUUGGGUUUUUUUAGUAUUACAACAGAAAAUUAAUUAACAUCAACUCUAAUAAUUGAUUAAUCAUUAAAUUAUUUUUUGCAAAAAGGCCAAAAAUGUAUUUCCAGCCUCUGAAAUGUGAGAUUUUUUUUUCUUUUUCCCAAAUCCCUCAAAAAUAAAUAAAUGUACUUUAAUCAGUACUGAAAUAAAUUUUUGCUACCGUCCAGUGUACAUAGCUAGUUUCACACUGAAAGAGUUUGCUGAAACAACAGCUAUAGACAUGUAAAAUUUGAACCAUAUUUCGCCCAGUUUUAACUUGGAUGCCUGAUGUUUUUCAACCUGCAACUUUCCAUGAUUAUUGAGAUAAAUCAGUCAGUCAGUAAUCUAAAUGGAAAGUUCCUGAGAGGAUUGCCCUCUAAUAACCAGAGAUUAAGCAGAUCUUUCAGUGAACUGAAAAAAAUUGCCAUCAAAAGACAGACGCAUUGCAUAAAUGUCUUUUUUUUCUGGGGCAAUAUCUUUGAUUAUGCAAAUUGCACCUCUUUAAAAGGUGGGUGAUCUAAUGCAAGUGUUAAUUUGUAUAAAUGGAAACUUUAUUAUACUGUCCAUAUGCUGCUUGAAUACUCCCCAGCAAUCUAUGAUACUAAAUGCACAUAGUUCACUUUUACUACAGCAAUAAUCAAAGCAAUAAUUGUUCUGUAUACUGUAUUGCUGGUGUUACACCAGGUAUUCUAAUGUGUUUACCACUAAACUGUGAUAUAGUUGUAACUUUGAUGCUGCUUUUAUCCUGUGGGACUCUGUGCAUGCGAGAUUGUCCCAUUGUUGUUCUUUGACUGUGCCUUUUAAAAAUGGUUUUUCUAUUAAUGUGUCGCAAUGCAUCGAAAAGUGAGUCUAUGACAGCCACUAUUUUCUUUGUUUCACUACAACUUUUACUGAAUUAAUUACAGUCCGUUCAUUAUUUCUCAAACUUAUACUGUCAGUUUAAGUUCUUUAUCAGUGUAAACUAUAGCCUCAAUAUCUCAGAUCAUGUCCGAGUAUCUUAAUAUGCAAUAAUCUGAAGAUAAUAUUGUUCUUGAAUGUCAUGAAGAUGGAGUUGGUUACCAAAUAAAUAAAUCUUCCAAGUCCAUCAUAGUUGGGAAUGUGUUUCCUAUACAGGUUACUGGUCACUGAAAGAAGUGUAACAUACAUAAAUAUAUGUUUAAAUUCUAAAGAUAUUAUUUAAUAUGUGCAACAUGUUUGGAUAAGAGGGGUUGAACUCCAUUGCUUUACUCAUUAUUUUUGAAAAUGAAUAGAUUCACAACUCAAUAUGGCAGAUUUUAUAAUUUUUCAACCAAGCGCGAGCAUGUGCAAAUGUGCUGUUGCUGUCUAAAUUUCUGUGAAUCAUUUACUGCUGUUGCAACAAACAAAUAAACUUAACACUG